Aplysia californica (California sea hare) is the source of this 2983-nucleotide messenger RNA. RefSeq names its product caspase activity and apoptosis inhibitor 1. The record is from RefSeq and is a predicted model, not a curated record. NCBI's taxonomy places the organism in Eukaryota, Metazoa, Mollusca, Gastropoda, Aplysiida, Aplysiidae.
GCCAGCUUUGAGCAAGUCGAGGUGAAACAAGAACCCCCAGAUUCUGCCGAGGAGGACAUGGAGGAGGGAGGAGAGGAGGCAGACGACGGAGAGGAAGAGGAGGAGGAUGAGGAGGAGGACGAGGAAGAGGCUGCAGAGAACUACACAUCUGGCUCGGAGGAUGGAGAGUUAGUGAGGAGGGAGGAACAGAGCUCAUCAAGUCAACCGACAGUUCAAGUGAAACAAGAGCCAGUCAGUGACACCGAAGAGGGCGGAACUACCUCCGGAGUGAUGACGUCGCAGUCGACAGGGGAGGAGGAGGAGGCCGGGAAUGAGGACAACAACGAUGAUGAAGACGGUGAUGAGGAAAUGGAGGACGCGGAGGGGUCGCUGAUGGCAUCGGUGGGAGGGGAGGGUGAGGCCGGGGGAGGGGAUAUGGUGCUUCCCUCCAUCAUGAUGGACCAGAUGGAGCUGCUGGAGCUGGAGAUGAGGGCCAGGGCCAUUAAAGCCAUGCUCAGUUCUCAGGAUGAGGAGAACGGGUAGAUAUUAUGUGUACAUGUGGAUGUUUGUGUGUGGGUGAGAAACGAAGAGAGAGACUAUAGAGAGAUGAGGGCCAGGGCCAUGCUCAGUUCUCAGGAUGAGGAGAACAGGUUGAUCUGAUGUGCGUGAGAGUGAGAAACGGAGAGAGAGAGAAAGAGAGAGAGACCAUUGCCAUGCUCAGUUCUCAGGAAGAGAAUGGGUAGAUUAGAUACAUAUUAUUAUGUGUGGGUGAGAGACAGAGAGAGAGAAUUGGUAGAGAUACACAAUGAGAAUAGUAUUUUGUUUUGUGUGUGAGAGAGAAGCUGUAGUUGUGGAUUGCAAAUGGUCAGUUCUCACUCACAAAGAGGAGAAUAGGUAGAUCCUUGACAAAGGCCUUCAUCUAGUUGAUCUAGGUGUUUGAGGAGAGAGAUGGAGAGGAAUAAACAGGCGUGGGCCGUGUAGGUUUUAUAUGCCAUGCACAUUUCUCAAGAUGAGAAUGGGUAGAUACAUGUGUGUGUGAGAGAGAGGGAGCAGAGAGGCACAGAAAAUAGAGGAAUCAAGCCAUGACCAGUUCUCAGGAGGACUGGUAGAGAGGAGAGUGGAAGAUGGAAAGUUGAAGUGGGGAGAGAGGAAGAGAGGGAAAGUAGCAGAAAAGUUUGUUAAGAAUUAAUUUUUAGAGGUGUAAAGAAGCCUCAGAGCUACUAUGUUGCUCAGGACAGAGCUACGUUCACCUGUUGACCGACUGUUGUAGCUUCUUUUUGGUAAACUGGGUAGCCUGUAGCCUGUUUAAAUUGACGUAAUUUUUAAAAAGUAAGUAUGUGCAGUUUUUACAAUUUCACAGGAGAGCCAAAAAAACAAAACAACAACCCUGAAUGUUGAUACCAAGAAAACAAACUUUGCAAACAUCCCAUGUCAAUAUUUUUAGGGUUACAAUUUUUGACUUCCCCAUUAUCCUGGAUGUAAGUGUUGUUUUCUUGGUAACAGCAUUCAGGUUUUUGGCUCUCUUGUAAAAUUGUAAAAACUGCGUACAUGUACUAGUACUAUACUUUAAAAAAUGAUGGCAAUAUACAUCAUGUAGGGUGCGUCACAGAGUGUGUUUGUGUGUAUGUGCCCACACUUACAUCAUAAGAGAGAAUCAGAGGACCAAUGUCAAAGUGCGUUCAGACCCAGGAUCCACCUCCGUCCAUGCAUGUAUCAGAUGACUGGAGACGCCGUGUUUAUGCCUCUCUGUACUUUAUGCACUCAUUGAGGUCACACGACUGGUCUAUUUUUGUAAUUGCUCAGGAACUGACGAACUACUGUCAAAUUCUAUUAUUAUAUUAAGUGUUUUCGCAUCAAAAUUUGACCAGAAGUUUAAAUAUAUCAGAUUUAACCGGGUUUUUUUUUUAAUGUGUUCUAAGAAAUUAGCCUGGUUGAACUUGCCCCAAUACAUAGGACUUGAUGGCAGAAAUUUUACGGCCGCCAUAAAAAGCAAACUACACUGGCGGACAUCGACUUCCCUCACCUUCUUUUGAUUUUAGUAGUAAGACUUACAGCACUUGCAACAGAAUUAGGUCUUUCAAGUUCAAGGUUAGAGGUGUCACAAGAGGAGCAAUAAAAACAUGAAAAAAGGAGAAAUAAGGACAGUAGAUGUUUGAUAGGAAAGGACCAAACCAUACCAGAGUGCCUGCCAGCUUCAUUAUGCAGGGCCGUGGGGAUAGGAAAACAAUUUAUUUGUGUUGAGGUACUAGAAUUAAACUGGUCAUGGCAUGCAACAGGACACCAACAGACAUGGAUCUUUGGUCUGAAUGCACAGUUAUGUCUACAAGUUCUGCAUCCAUGUGUGUGUUUUUGUGUGAAGCAGAAAUGUGGGCAGUAGAGUAAGUGUACCACUACUGGCACAAAGAAAUGUAGGUUACAGGUACUCUUCCCGACUGCCAAGUCAACCUGUAUGAACGUACAUGAUGUAACAUAAUGGAAGUACUGUCUGAUGCGGUCACCAAGUAGGAAUGGAUAUUUUAACUUUUUUAUACCUUGAGAGUUGUUAUUGUUCUGCAGGUCAAACCAGGAAGAUUUCUGUAGAAUGGAAAACAUAGUUUUGUUUGCUUUGAGGUUGUUUUUUUAAGUCAAUAAAAAUUGCUGGUCAUUGCCAUAAAAAUAAAAUUGGUUUACAUGUCCCUUUCAAAAUUGUAUGUUUGUUUUAAGAGAUAGGGUCUUUUAAGUUUGUGUCCAGCUCCAAUACAACCGAGCCAUGUGGAUGGAGAGCCUUAUAAACAACCCAAGUUCAGAACAUCCCCAUUAGGGAUUUGAGCUAGGGCCAUCUGCUCCAUUGUCCAGCAGGAUAGUGACGCCGAGCUAAGGUGCACCAGGAACCCUGAGGCAUGUCAUUUUGAAUGAAUUUGUGUAUAAGAUGGUUGUUUGACUACCGGAACAGAGAUAUGUACUGUUGACAAACUGUUCAAAUGUACCAUGCCCCCCAAAAAAUUAAAUUUUUUUAGAGAAUAGA